Messenger RNA from Camelina sativa (false flax), 1062 nucleotides. RefSeq names its product putative plastid-lipid-associated protein 9, chloroplastic. The record is from RefSeq and is a predicted model, not a curated record. Lineage: Eukaryota; Viridiplantae; Streptophyta; Magnoliopsida; Brassicales; Brassicaceae.
CAAACAGUUUUCCACUGUUCAUAGGAAAAAAAACACCUCUCUCGUCGUCUCUCCUUGAUUUUGUUGUCAUUGUUCUUGAGCGGACAAAUAAAAAAAGAAAAGCUUCUUCGUAUGAAUCCCACACACAGAGAUCUAAUUAUUGUUUCCCGUUGGUAAAAGUUAAGACUUUGUUCUCUUUCUUGCUUCUUCGAGUCGUUUCAUAUUCCCUUUCAAUUUUUUCAAGUUUUAUGUAAUUAGGUAUUUCUUGUUUACUCUCUAAUACAAUACGAUUCUUGGUCUGAACUUGUAAACUAUUCAACCCAAUCGAUUUUAUAAAAUCAGGAGAUCUACUUCAAGUUAACGGCGGAAACAUGGCGAUGAGAGACCUUGUUAACGGCGGAGCCGCUUAUGCAGUUCCCGGUUCUUCUUCUUCUUCUAAUCCUCUCGGAGCCCUUACCAACGCCCUACUUGGUUCAUCUUCCAAAACUCAGAUUUCUACGCAGCAAAAGAAAAGAAUCAAUCUUUGAUCUUCAAAUGGCACUGAUACAACUUGGUUCGGUUUCUGGGACCUCUGCGGUUCAAUUGAGCUUCUUAUCCUCCGUAUCACCACCAUUGACGACGAAGGUUUCCCUCAGUUUUCAGCCGGAGAAGAAAAGUUGGAGAAACCGGAGAAUGAUAUGCAGAGCUAUGGUUCAAGAAGCUGUUCAAGGGAUUCCUUUGGUUUACGCUAGGGAAAUGGAACGUCUCUCUGCUAAGGAGUCUUUGAUUCUCGCCUUCAAUGAUGCUGGAGGAUUUGAGGAUUUAGUUACAGGGAAGAUCACUGAUAUACAAAGGAUUGAUGUGAAUGAGAGAAUAACUUCACUUGAGCGGCUUAAUCCAACUUCACUUGAGAGAUUCCGUUUUAGGUAAAACUAGUUGAUUUCUCGCCAGGUGAGAAAUAUCUGGUAACUUACCAUAGCCAAGAACGAAGCAACCCACGAGAUGCAAGUGCUCCACAACUGCACGCAGAGGUUCACAAACAUGGCCUAGGCUCACAACCAAUGGGUGUUGUUGAACCUGCUGCAGCGUCUAGCUCAUCAAAGG